CCUCCGGCUUGAUUUGUGCAUGUUUUUUUUUAACUUGAAAGCGCGAACGAUUCGCCAGCAUCGCCGAACGAACUGAUUCUAGGCUAUUUUUCGUCGCGACUGCAGACUGUGGCUCAGGAUGACGAUACGUAGUGGAUAAAUACGUAGUACGGAAUCGCCAGUGGAACGAGACCAUCUUCUGUGUUGCUGUUGAUUGACUCCUACGCGUGUCGUACAUCUUCCCCUCCAGAUCCCCGCCGCUAUAAAGUGAAUUAAAACGCCGCGUUUAUCACAAAUUUCUACGCGAUGACGGACGACGGGACGGUCGAAAAGGAAAAACACAUGAAGCAAUUGAAGCGAAAGAUGGAAUGCUGGCGGGAGAUAAUCCUGCCUUUAAAUUCCAUUCUCUUGUGGGAACGCAGCUGGCAUCCUGGAUUAAUUGUCGGGCUUGUAACAGUGAUAUUUUGUGCUAUAUGGACUCUAGAACCAGCUCUUCUGACGAUGAUAUCUGUAUGUCUGUUAGUAUUCGCUCUUGUUGAUUAUCUUGUGCCGAUUUUGACUUCGGUAUUAUGCAACGCACAAAGUUGGACUGGACAGAAGGAGAAGAAAUUAAUUGAGAUUUGUCAAAAUCUCUCUUCCACUAUAUUGCAAUUGCAAAGUGCAUGGACGUCUAUCUCGAAAAUUCGACACGAUCGUCCCAAUAUUUAUUACAGUGCAACGAUCCUCUUUCUCAUUCUUUUCGCCUGGAUCGGUAACACUAUCAAUAAUUUACUUCUGCUUUACAUCAUAGUGGUCGUGGUUCUUCUCAUGCCAGGAUUCAGACACAAAGGACGAGCGCGCUGGGCUGUGAAAUAUGUAUAUGAUCACCUAGUUCGUCGUCAUUUAUCAUAAUCGUUAUUUUGUAUGUAUCUCGUGCCCACCGAAACUUGUCGUUUUACAUACUUUUAAUCCAUGCUCUCUCAAUAUAAAUUUCUUCAUAAUACUAUGAUAUGAUAUACGAUUUUAGAUGUAUAUUCACCUAAUGCGCGUAUAUAUUUACGCGUCAGUUUAAGAAGAGUAGUCAAAAGGUCUUCGCUUCUAUCGAUACAAAUUUUAACAGCUGAGAUUUAGUUACACAUUUUAAUUUUGUUGUUGAUGCCUACUAUCUCUCUCUUGUCAUAAAUAUCUUACAAUUAGCAAUGAUCUAAUUGUUAAACAUCUAUUAACAAGACACAUGAUGUUUUAGCUCAGAAAUA
Molecule: messenger RNA, 1214 nt
Organism: Trachymyrmex cornetzi
Lineage: Eukaryota; Metazoa; Arthropoda; Insecta; Hymenoptera; Formicidae
Gene: Arl6IP1
Product: ADP-ribosylation factor-like 6 interacting protein 1
Exons: 5
Coding region: 286-870 (194 amino acids)
Cellular component (GO): membrane
Source: RefSeq, a predicted model, not a curated record